Molecule: messenger RNA, 1340 nt
Organism: Prunus persica (peach)
Lineage: Eukaryota; Viridiplantae; Streptophyta; Magnoliopsida; Rosales; Rosaceae
Product: 1-acyl-sn-glycerol-3-phosphate acyltransferase 3
Exons: 11
Coding region: 30-1259 (409 amino acids)
Cellular component (GO): endomembrane system
Molecular function (GO): 1-acylglycerol-3-phosphate O-acyltransferase activity
Source: RefSeq, a predicted model, not a curated record
CACACGCACGCAGACAGUGUUCGUUCGUUAUGAUCCCCAAACGCUCUUUCUGUCUCCCAUCGAAUCUCUGUCUCCUCUUCCUCUCCAAACCCAAAGCCAGAAUAGCAUUAGCAGCCAUGGCCAUCCCUGCUGUACUUGCCAUCGUUCCCAUUGGCGUUGUUUUCAUUCUCUCAGGCCUCAUUGUUAAUCUCAUGCAGGUAGUUUCUUUCAUCCUUCUUCGUCCUAUAUCAAAGAAGUUGUAUAGAAAGAUCAACAAAGUAGUUGCAGAGUUGCUUUGGUUGGAACUCAUAUGGCUUAUUGAUUGGUGGGCAGGCAUCAAGGUUGAGUUGUAUGUAGAUUCAGACACCUUUCAGUUAAUGGGUAAAGAACAUGCACUUGUCAUUUGCAAUCACAGAAGUGACAUUGAUUGGCUUGUUGGAUGGCUCGUAGCUCAGCGCUCAGGUUGCCUUGGUAGUGCACUAGCCAUCAUGAAGAAAGAAGUAAUGUUCCUCCCAGUCAUAGGUUGGUCAAUGUGGUUUUCUGAAUAUUUCUUCUUGGAAAGAAGAUGGACUAAAGAUGAAAUUACAUUGAAGUCAGGUUUUCAACAACUAGAGGAUUUCCCCAUGCCUUUUUGGUUGGCUCUCUUUGUAGAAGGAACGCGAUUUACUCAGGCAAAGCUAAUGGUAGCUCAAGAGUUUGCUGCUUCAAGAGGGUUGCCUAUUCCUAGGAAUGUCUUGCUUCCACGUACAAAGGGUUUUGUUUCAUCAGUAAGCCAGAUGCGCUCAUUUGUUCCAGCAAUUUAUGAUUGUACAGUAGCUGUUCCCAAAAAUCAGCCACCGCCUACAUUGUUGAGAAUAUUUCGAGGGCAAUCUUCUGUGGUAAAAUUACAAAUCAGGAGACAUUCAAUGCAGGAAUUGCCCGAAACGGCUGACGGAAUUGGACAGUGGUGUAAAGAUGUAUUUGUUACCAAGGAUGCUUUACUGGAGAAGUACUUUGCUAAAGGCACAUUCAGUGACCAGCAACUUCAAAACAUUGGCAGACCUAUGAAGUCCUUAAUUGUUGUGUUACUCUGGUCCUGCCUAAUUGGCUAUGGAAUUUUCAAAUUCGUUCCAUGGUCUUCCCUCCUAUCCUCAUGGAAAGGCAUUGCAUUUUCAGCUACUUUCUUGGUCCUUGUUGUAAUUGUUAUGCAAAUCCUCAUCCAUUCAUCUGAAUCAGAGCGUUCGACACCGCUCAAUAUAACCCCACAAGACCAAACCAAGGAGAGACUCGUUCAGAAAUGAUCUUCUUAUUUAAGUAUUAGUGCUAACAAUUAGGCAUGACAGUGUCUUCAAAUGUGAUUAUAAUUUUUUUUUUUUUUUUUU